This is a messenger RNA of Tachyglossus aculeatus (Australian echidna), 2716 nucleotides long. It is a transcript of the gene TSPAN14, whose product is annotated as tetraspanin 14. Gene Ontology annotation, biological process: protein localization to plasma membrane; regulation of vascular endothelial growth factor signaling pathway; protein maturation. The coding region runs from base 193 to 1005 and encodes 270 amino acids. Lineage: Eukaryota; Metazoa; Chordata; Mammalia; Monotremata; Tachyglossidae. The transcript has 9 exons. Gene Ontology annotation, cellular component: membrane. The record is from RefSeq and is a predicted model, not a curated record.
GCGCCGGGGCACCGACGGGGCGCGGAGCCGCGGGUCUGACGACCACACAGCGCCCGCCUGCUUCCUCCCUCCUCCUCCCUCCUCCUCCUCCUCCUCCUCCCCCGAGUCUCCCGAGGGCCGUGUCGGCGGGCGGGCGGCGCCCCGCACUGACCCGGCCCGGACUGGCCGCCGCGGGAGACUGCUUUUUAGAAGAUGCAGUAUUACAGAUAUUCUAAUGCUGAGGUCAGCUGUUGGUACAAAUAUCUGCUCUUCAGCUACAAUAUCAUCUUCUGGUUAGCUGGAGUUGCAUUUCUUGGGGUUGGACUCUGGGCAUGGAGUGAAAAGGGGGUGCUAUCCGACCUGACCAAAGUGACCCGUCUCCAUGGCGUGGACCCGGUCGUGCUCGUCCUGAUAGUCGGGGUGGUGAUGUUCACUUUAGGCUUCGCCGGCUGCGUCGGGGCCCUGAGGGAGAACAUCUGUCUUCUGAAGUUUUUUUGUGGAGCCAUCGUGUUGAUAUUUUUCUUGGAGCUGGCAGUGGCGGUGCUGGCUUUCUUGUUCCAGGACUGGGUGAGGGAUAGGUUUAAGGAAUUCUUUGAGAUCAACAUCAAAUCUUACCGAGACGAUAUCGACCUCCAGAACCUCAUCGAUUCCCUGCAGAAAGCCAACCAGUGCUGCGGAGCUUACGGCCCCGAAGACUGGGACCUCAACGUCUACUUCAACUGCAGCGGAGAAAGCUAUAGCCGGGAAAAAUGUGGCGUCCCCUUUUCCUGCUGUGUCCCCGAUCCUGCGCAAAAGGUUGUGAAUACGCAAUGUGGAUAUGAUGUCAGAAAUCUGGCCAAGAACAAGUGGGAUGAGUCCAUUUUUAUCAAAGGCUGCAUUCCUGCUCUGGAAGGCUGGCUACCGCGAAACAUCUAUAUUGUGGCAGGAGUCUUCAUUGCCAUCUCAUUAUUGCAGAUUUUUGGCAUAUUCCUUGCCAGAACCCUGAUUUCCGACAUCGAAGCUGUGAAAGCGGGCCACCACUUCUGAAGAUUUAAAAAGCAGAUCCCAGCUGUGAAAGCUAAUCCGUUUCACCGUCGUGAACUUGACAUCACUUUCCUGGCACUGCCUUGCAGUCCCUGGCGUGAAGAAUAGAUCUGUGUGAUGACGCUCAAGAUCUACUGAAUUGUCUCACACAUACAAACACGCACUCAUGCCUGCACAAAAACCCCUACACAUGUGUAUGUAACCCUUAAUGAUUAUGUAUUCCAGGGCAGCUAAAUACCAUGCCAGACCAGGUUUAAUGGAGACUCCAGCAUCACUUUGGUGCAGGGUGCAGAGUCCGAGAAAUUCUUAGCCUGACACAAUAAGUGGGAAUUUUACCACUGCCCCAUCUUCCCUGGAGCCUCAGCUGUGUAGACCUAGGGAAUAUCCUUGAGCCAUUUUAGAUACUUUCGUUGAGAGGAGCUGCUCAGCCCGCAGCAUGAGGCAAGUUGCUUUCGGGUGGAACAAACGCUAAGCCAUUUUGAGUAUGUUCCCAGUAAGGGCAGAGACUCCAGAAAACUCGCAAAUCGUUUUAUUUAUCGGGAUGAAAGAGUCCUCACAACAGUGUUUCGCUCUUCUGCCUUUUCUAGUCAGAGCAAUGCCUUCUGAACCCCAGUUGUGGGCAGGGAAUGUCCGUUUGUUGUUAUAUUGCACUCUCCGAAACGCUGAGUACAAUGCUCUGCAUACAAGUGCUCAAUAAAUAUGAGGGCGCGAAUGGAUGAAUGAACCAUCUAGGGCUUGGCGGGGGGACUGAUGACUCUGUGUAGAGAUUGCUCGUUCGGGAAUUAUGAAGAUGGGAUCCUGUAUGAACAGGAGGAUCCAUCUCUUUCAGAAUCCCGUUCUUCUCUUUGUGACCCACUCAGACUCACCUCUACUGCACCCCCCCGCCCUUGCAAAAUUUCUUCUUGAGCAACAUUCCCUGGAGAUGAGAAUUGUUCCCGUGGUUGACAGGUUCCUCUAGCUUCUUGUGGGAAAGGAUCGUGUCUGCCAACUGGGUUACAUUGAACUCUCCCAAGUACUAAGUACAGUGCACUGCUCACAGGAGGCGCUCAGUAGAUACCAUCGGUGGACUGAUCAAGAAUCAUCCAAAACCUCUGGUGUCUGUUUUUCCUGAACGUUAGAAUGGUAACCGAGAAGAAGUAGAGCCGGGGAAGCCGCUAAUCGGAACCCUUCGGAGAUUGUCAGAGAUUGCCCCUCCGUUUUAGGCAGAAUUAUUUCCAAAUUCCUUAUUCAUGAUUUUUGUUUUUUCACUAGUAUUGAAAGAAAGCUUAGUAGAUCGGUCCUUUUUUGUUUUCUUUUUUAAACCUUAUAGUUCUUAGGUCUCUGGCACCCAGAACUCACUAUUUCAAAGCAUAUACAAUUUUCUAUCCCUUUAGGCACCUGACUUUUCAUUGAUAGCUAUGUCCAACAGGUUUAUUUUUGUUUUCUCAGUGUUCUGUAAUAAGUAAUCCUUUGAGAUGGUGCAUUUGUCAAUUUGACUCUGAACCCGUUACUAACACAUUGUUGUCUGUAUUGGUGCCCUAUUUUGUUUUUCAGGGAUUGCUGCAUCAGUUUCAAUGCCUAACAAUGUAAAUUCUCUGUGUAUAAUUGUAUUUUUCUAAUUUGUCUGUUUUGUAGUCUAGGGAAAAAAUGUUGAAGCUGUUGUUUUUGGAAGUAGAAUGUUUCCUUUGCCAAACUGUUUUGAAUACAUCUUUAUAUAAAGUAGAUUUCUUUGGUA